AUGGAUCGUCGAACUUACGAAGGUCCUAUGGACUGGGAGUACCAGAACAGUGGCCCUUUUGAUCCCACGAGUCCUUUUACACAUGCAGCAAAAAGGACACCUUCAAAAACGAAACUGCCACAAUCCUCUUUUACGCCUCAAUUAUCUUCGAGAACUACUGCGCCGGCAUUCCGUAACCCUGCCUUUACAACGCCCCGACGACCUUUCGAUGACGUUGCGCUGUCUGAAGCUUCAGGUGCAGAAGAUAGUCCUGCCUUGACAGAAGUUUCCGACUUCCCAAACGAUACUCCUGAGGCGGACCGUAUGAGCGACGUCAAUAUGAGUGGCAUGACGAGUCCCUCCAAGAUCGACAAAUCCUUUCGUUACAGCAAGACUCCUUUCUCAAGCAAGAAGCAUACGCCAGGUCGAGGCGAAAUACGGGCGACUCGAGACCUCUCUGUAUCAGAAUUUAUUCGCAAGCGAAAGAGACAUAACCUCGACAGAGAUGUCAGCAGCAUAACCCGACACCGCUGGAUAGAGUCAGACUCCGACUCGGAAGAUAGUAUCGCCCCGAGGCGAACUCGUGGCAAGAAGAAGGGAACAAAGGAAGUCCCAAGGGGUUUCUUGGGAUCUCUGCUGCAUAUGUUGGACGAACACCCUAAUGCCCCCGAUAAUCUUUACAGAUGGGUCAAGUUGAUCGUGAACUUCUUCCUGGUAUCAGUCUUUGUCUACAUUGGCUGGUCCAUUGUAACCACAGUGAAGACGGAUAUCGAAAAUGCAAACGAGAUGGCACGAAUCGAGAUAAUGGGAAGAAUUACGGAAUGCCAAACUCAGUACAGCAUCAACGGAUGCGCUAAAAACGAUCGUCCUGCGCUGAGAGUGGCAUGCGAGGAGUGGUCUGAAUGCAUGACACAGAACCCUGAGGCUAUCAUGAGGGUCAAGGUGACUGCGAAGCAAAUCGCAGAGAUCAUCAACGAGUUUUCCGAAGCAAUGAAUCUCAAGGCUUGGGGAUUCUUCUUCGCUGUCCUCAUCUUUUGCGCCUUCGCGAACAACUUUUUCUUGGGUGGAUAUGUCAGCAAGCCAGCACCUCCUGUUCAGUCACAACCCGCAGCUCCACCUCACGAUCCAUCCAUGGCCCCUGAGAACGGUCCCGGGUUCAUGUGGGUUCCUGUCCAAACACCAAGGAUGCAGCGUCACAUGUUGCUCGACGAUGGUACCGAUACGGACAGUACACCGCCGCCAAAGAUGAAGACGAUUCUUGCACCUCCAUACACUCCUUCACUGCGUCGGAGCCCAAGCAAGACGGAUCGGGGCCGUAGCCCUGUUAAAAACCGAAGUCCUAGUAAAGGGCGCCGGGAACCGUUUGCAUAG
Molecule: messenger RNA, 1350 nt
Organism: Fusarium musae
Lineage: Eukaryota; Fungi; Ascomycota; Sordariomycetes; Hypocreales; Nectriaceae
Exons: 3
Coding region: 1-1350 (449 amino acids)
Biological process (GO): nuclear envelope organization; lipid homeostasis
Cellular component (GO): nuclear membrane; nuclear envelope
Source: RefSeq, a predicted model, not a curated record